UCAGCUCUCUAUCUUUCUGUCGCCGCCGCCGGCGGGAACAUCGGACUGAGUGGAGGCGGAGGGCGGAGGCUCCCGCCGCCAUUUUCCAGAUGGAGAGCGUCUCCGGCAUCACGCCGUCUCGUUGUUCCAGCUCUUCACCGGAGUUUUCGGAGCACGCCAGCGGAGGCCGAGGCUACACAGGACGGACUCCUCAAAGGCGCAACCGCCGCCAAUGCCGAUGCCGCUGCCUUACGAGGACAGCGAGGAAUAUCUGAAUGUCUUGAAGGGUUGGAGAUCUGCGGAAAGCUUGCAUACAAUACAUUGCAUGAUCUUGAGCAGAUUCUUUGCUGCUGGCAGUCUGAACAUGACAGCGCGGUAAGGUGGUUAGCCAGGAGCCGCACACCUGCACCCAAUGCACUAGAAAAUUGGAGAAACAUCGAGGAGACUGCACCUGCGAGCCAAUAGAGAUCCAAGACAUGGCAUGAGCAAAAUCACUCUGUGUUCAGAUCAGAAUCAGAUGAUAACACACGGCUUGCCUGGGAGCCUGGAGCUGGAACGCUGGAGGUGAUUGUCGCCAAUAAGACAGACAUGACAGCAUCAUAAUCAAGCUCAAUUAAGUAUGCUUCUUGGGCAGUGUCUUCUGUUGCAGCUCACAACCUGAUUACACAUGAGAAUGAUUCUUGUUGUCUGCUGGUUCAGCUCUUCAAUUGCUUCACCAUCUAUCGUUAUAUAAAGAGGAAACCAUGGCCAGAAAGACACCAUUGCAGCAAAGCAGUAGCAGCUUGCCUUCGCUUGUUCCAGCGAAAAGACGCUUCACGGCUUCUAUUGCAACCAUGGCCUACCAUCUGAGGUCCACGAGUGCACCUUCUAGCCCUCGCUCCAAUGAAACCAGUGUCGAGGAACAGCUACAGAGCCUGAAGGCAACCAUUGCGUUGCCUUCCGCAACUGUCCAAACCAUGAGCGACAGUCUGACUAAACUGGGGAGCAUCUACAGCUGCAUCAACAAGCUCACUUGCUUGCCCAGCAGGCAGAGGAAGGCUGCCGAGGAGGAGCUUGAGUGCUCUCUCGUCCUGCUCGAUCUCUGCAAUGCCAUGCAAGAGAGCUUUGCGGAGCUCAAGACUAGUGUUCAGGAGAUGGAGUUGGCUCUUAAAAGAGGAGACGAUGUGGCUGUUCAGGCCAGGGUUCAGUCUUACUCCCGUGCAGCCAAGAAGGCACAGAAGCAGUUCAAGAAGAUCAACUGCAAGGCUGCUUCUUACAUUGAAGGAGGCAGGGUGGUCAAACUGUUGUCUGAAGCAAGAGAGAUCACUAUUGUGAUCCUCGAAUCAACACUGCAAGUCCUGUUGAAGCAAGUUGCAAUGCCAAGUUCUGGCAAGUGGUCUCUUGUAUCCAAGGCGUUCCAGAAGAAGAGGGUUGUGUGUGAGGAGGAGCAAUUGCAGAUGUUGGAGUUGGACAUUGUUGAUCUUGAGAGCGGAGUUGAGACUUUGUUCAGGAGGUUGAUCCAGUGCAGAGUCUCUCUUCUGAAUACUCUGAGCCUGUAGAUCCAUCAUAAACCAACCCUAACCCUGCGAUUAGCAUCCGACUUUUAGAGAGUUUGCUGAUCACCCAAAAUUUUUUGGCUGUAUAUAUACACGAGGGAAAGUGUACAGAAAAUUACUUGACUGAGAAGCAAAGUUUCUGGUCUAUUUCCUGUUGCAUUUCA
Panicum virgatum (switchgrass) is the source of this 1678-nucleotide messenger RNA. RefSeq lists its product as uncharacterized. Gene Ontology annotation, biological process: shoot system development; root development. The transcript is spliced from 4 exons. Lineage: Eukaryota; Viridiplantae; Streptophyta; Magnoliopsida; Poales; Poaceae. The record is from RefSeq and is a predicted model, not a curated record. Bases 723 to 1517 code for a protein of 264 amino acids.